This is a messenger RNA of Aphanomyces astaci, 2662 nucleotides long. RefSeq lists its product as hypothetical. Lineage: Eukaryota; Oomycota; Saprolegniomycetes; Saprolegniales; Verrucalvaceae. Bases 90 to 2633 code for a protein of 847 amino acids. The transcript has 2 exons. The record is from RefSeq and is a predicted model, not a curated record. Gene Ontology annotation, molecular function: metal ion binding.
CUCCGUCUCGCCACGGUGGCACACUCUAGCUGCCACUCCACGGUUUGGAGCAGCGAACACUACCUACUACUGUCAUAGCCACCAGCCUCAUGCUACUCCGGUCGCAAUCAUCUUCCAUUGAGGGAUCCUACCACGUCGGUUCUAGUGGCGACGCCAUGACCCCGCCGCUCUCGUCAACCUACAACUUUGGCACGGAUGACAUGCUUAUUGACCCACGACUGUUUGUGUCACAAGCCCAAUGGGUCGACAAGAGCACUCGAAGUCGCUGCCUCGUGUGCGUGCGAGACUUCAACCCAGUAUGGCGAAAAAAGCACACGUGUCGCAUGUGUGGGGACGUGGUGUGCAGCCGCUGCUCGGUCCACAAGCAUGUUGACCUUCCGUUGAAGGACAACCUGUUCCGAAUCUGCACUUGGUGCUUUCUCCGCGUUAGACAAUCGCCGCCCACGUUGGUAGCAGUGGCGGCUGUCAAGGAGAUUGACGAUGACCAGUUUCUCGACAGUGAUUACACGCGGUCCACAGAAGACGUCGACGACGACCAGUCGGAAGACGAUGGCAUGAUGUACAACGUCGUCGAGGACUUUGUCGACCCAGAUUUGGAGCUGUUAAAGAUGCGGGAACAGGAGCUGGAAGCCCAAGUCAAAGCUAGUCGACUCAAAGUUGAUGCGUUGGAGGCACAAAUUCAAGAGUCUGAACGCCAUGUCAACUUGACCACCAAGCAGCAGCGCGAGCUCGCCGAGGCCCGCGCGUUGAUUGCCGAUCUCCAACGGCAGCUCCAGGAGAAAGAGACCGCGCACUACACAGCCCGCAUGACGAUCCAUGAAGAUGCAUUCCACCAUCGUAUGUCAUUGACUGGUAGCACAAGUAGUAGUCGGCGACCGUCCAGCGCAGUUGCACCCCCCCUUCGCCACCCCCCGCCGCCUCCAUCGGCCCCAUCUGCAACGUCAGUAAACACGACAAGCCACGAAGAAGACGCGGCGCGCUUGCGGCGCCAAUUGGCGAAAAUGACCCGGCAAAUGACCCAAGCUGGCCUCAACGUCGCAGACGACAUCCCGUACGAAGAAGCCAAGCAGCGCGUGGCCGAGAUCUCUCGGCGCAUGCAAGAGAUCGGGUCGGCCGAAGUCGUCGUACUUGACAAUCCGAGACAACAGGCGGCGUUACGGAAGGAGUACUUCCAGCUGGAACAGGAUAUGGAAAAGUACAACACGGCGCUGAUGGUGUCUGACGAGUACAUGGCGGAGCAAGCCGCGGUCGCCAAGCGGUGGGAAGAUCGGCACGCAGUCGCCAACGAAGCCGCGCUGCGGACGCUGCGGAGUUGCGUGCCCGUGGACAUGGCCAUGCUGAGCGAGAAGCAACUGACGGCGCAACUGAACUCCCCUGACUUGGCUCGGAAACUCAAGCGGGCGAACGUGUUGGGACUUUGUCGCAUGGACCCAUCGACGAUCCAGCGCAUGCACCCGAGCCUCGUGGAAGGCUACCGCGUGGUGGGGCUGAGUGUGCUGGAGCGCAGGGCGCUGCACGUCGUGUUGGCGGCGCCGAUGGCCGAAUGGAAGAAACAAGCGAAAGACGAACUGGCCAAGCGAAAACUGGCGUGGGCUGUAAAACUUCGGGAUGCGCUGGUCGCGGCGAUGGCAACGUACGACAGUCACUUGGGUCACGCGACCGAGGCGACACAUGUGUGCAACCAGCGCCAUCAGUGUCCAGUGACGUUGGAAGCCAAAGCGCGCGCGUUGUAUGCAACCGAUUUGGGGUACCCCCAAGACGCUGUGUAUUACGUCCACGAAGUGGUGCAGGCCACGUCGUCGUCAUCACCAUCCGACCCCCCUUCCCAGCGCGACGACGCCGCGACGGAAGGCGGGACGCAAGAGCGUCUCGCCCUCGUUAAACGGCACUACAAGGGCAACGUACUCCAGGUGACUCAAGCCAUGGGGGCCAUCGAAGAAAUGAACGCUACACUGCUGGCGUUGGCGGCGGCCGAGACGGCGUUGGUGCUGCAACAUGGCAAGGACACGGAGCGGUUGGCGGCGCUCGUGCUGUCUGCGCGAGAUGCGAUAGCAUCCAUGGCCAAACGCAGCGGUAUCUGCCUCGUGGGCAAACGAGAUCGGGCCAAAGACAAGGUGGACUGUCGCAGCAGCGUCGAAGCGAGUGUGGCCCAGAUGUUGGCGGCCUAUGUAGACGACAUGCGCGACGAAAUGGAAGUGCACAUGCUGUGUGUGGACCCCGUGCACAAGUGCGUUGCGUGGCUGCAAGCGCUGGCGUCACUCGUACCCGACGUGAAAGCCCGAAAUGCCGCCAAGAUGAUUGAGACCGGCGAAGCCAUGGCAGGACACUCGGCAGGGGUCAAGCGGACCUCAUGGAAAGACAUCAAAGUUGGCGCGACAGGGGUUCACGCGGACGGAAAAGCUCGCCUUCGGUCGUGUCCGGCGACGUUGCCACCACACAAGGCAGCAGGAAAUGGCGUAAAGCCUGGACCGCCGUUGAAUUUCCUCGAGGAAUUGAAAAAAGCUAAAGCCGCCAAGGCGUCGACCCCGGCAAACGACAUGCUGGCGAAGAUCCGCGCCCGUCGCAACAGCAAGGCCGAGUCGACAGAACAAAGUAGUAGUGACCGAACAACGAAAUUUGCAAACACAGCAUAAUGAAAAUAGCGUGGCAAUUGACUCGAAAA